Messenger RNA from Stylophora pistillata, 1044 nucleotides. RefSeq lists its product as uncharacterized. Lineage: Eukaryota; Metazoa; Cnidaria; Anthozoa; Scleractinia; Pocilloporidae. The record is from RefSeq and is a predicted model, not a curated record.
CACAUUCUUUAAUCCGGAGACAGCUACAGCGAGUUUCCUCGAGGAAAACAGAUUAUCGCAACACACGUGCACACGUUACGCUUUUCAACAUGAUCACCACGGCUUUAGGAAAGUUGUGUUUGGUAGCGGUCAUCGUAGAAGUACUUCUGGGAGGAAAUUUGGUCCACGGUUCUAGUAUUUACGUCGGUAGACACGAUGCAGGGGCAUAUUGGGAGGAAGGCCCACCAGGGAGUAUUUCUUCAGUGGUGUGCAAAGACCAGGACCAGGAGAGAUGCAACCUACUCACUCAAAAUGGUAAAGAGGUUUGCAGUACAACCGAUGAAUCCUUGAAGUUUAUGCUGGAAAGUAACUGUCAGGCUACAUGCGGAUUUUGCGACAAAGAGAAUUGCGAGGACUUCAUGGAAAAGGAGUUUUGCGAGGACUAUAAAUCGUCGUGCUUUGGCCAAGAGGCGGAAAAACUUGUUCAAGACAUUUGCCCCAAGACAUGCAGAGUGUGUCCUCAAGCUCCAAGUAAAAGUAAGGAAGACAACAAUUGGGUGUUCUUGCACCCAUAGUUAUGAACAAUGGUUGCACAGACAUGUGAAGCAACAACCAAGCAGGAUGUUAGUCGGAGCCAAAAUACUAGAUAGCUUUAGACUCCUUCGCAACCAUUUUUAGACGUCACGCAACGAUGCAUCACUUGUUCUUGCGUGACACCCAUGAAAACCUUUGCCUGGUUCUUGUAAAUAUUGUAGAAGGGGCUAAGAAAAAAAAAGUUUAAAACAAUGCUGGUUAACGUUAGGACUUCCACCAUUGCCUUGUGUCGUGCGUCAGCGCGUUUUUGUGUUUAAGAAAGGAUAAAAAAAAAAAACAGUUGUCUUAGUGUGAUUAGAAAUAUCGUUGUUUUAACCUCUUUAGAUAUAUUUAAGAAUUUAAUGAAAGUUGAUUUCGACGAAAAAAUUCUUCUAAUAUUUCAUGUUCUAAGAAGCAGAUGUCAACCUUUUAAUCAUGUAAGCGUUGAACACUUAAUAAAUAGCUAAAAAAUAAAAAAAACUUUAGCGGUGA